CGCCAACGAGACAAAGUGACAGCUUCAGGUAAACCAACUACCUGUUCAAUUAGUUUCGUUAUGAUAAUUUUCGAAAUGACAUUUCGUUUUAUUACAAUUAAUUAAAAAUGACUUUAUUUAAACUGAUUAUUUUAUCAACUAUUCUCCAUGGGAUAUUUGCUAGCUUAGAAGUCGCUAACGACGAUAGCCUAGUAGAGUUAAUAAAAAAUGAAAAAUAUGUAGUGGUUUUGUUCACAAGUAAUAAAUGCAAACAAUGUGAUGAAGUAGAAAAUGAAUUGGUGAAUGUAAGGGAUGAUUUAGUAGAAUCAUUGGGCAGCUGGGUAGUAAAGUCAGUCAAUAGUCAACUAGUAAGACUUUAUGAUCCUUCUAAAGAACCUGCUAUAGUUUUCUUUAGGCAUGGAGUUCCUUUACUAUAUGAAGGAGCUUUACAAGAAGAUGAAAUUUUACAUCACUUUAUUGAUAACAAAGAUCCCUUAGUUAAAGAACUUUCCGAUGAUAGUUUUGAACACUUAACUCAGGCAGCUACAGGCGCUACAACAGGAGAUUGGCUUGUUAUGUUCUAUAGUACAGAAUGUGUAGAUUGUCAACGCUUAGGAGCUCGAUGGGAAGCUGUAGCAGCUAAAAUUAAGUCCCGCACAAAUGUAGCUAGAAUUAAUAAAGCAAGUACUGGAGCCGCAACAGCAAGGCGCUUUGGUGUGCAUAAAGUUCCUUCUUUUAUAUUAUUUCAUCAGGGAAAAAUGUACCGCUAUAAUUUACCUAAAUAUGAUGUAAAAUCGUUUAUAUCAUUUGCUCAAGAUUGGUACAAAAAUACUAAAGCUGAACCUGUGCCACUACCAAAAGCACCAUUUGAUGAUCUAGUUUCCUGGGUAGUGGAAAUGAUUCGUGAUGCUGUUGAUAAAUUUAACACACUCAUAAAUGAAUAUCCAUCGUUGAUCUAUGUAAUAUUUGGUGUUAUCGCAUUUACAACUAUAGGAUUCAGUCUUGUUUUGAUAACUGCAAUAAUAUCUAAAUUUAAAGCCAAUAAACCAUCAACAUCAAAGAAAAAACAAAAAUAAUUUGUAAUCGGAAAUCUCAUAUUAUAUUUUUUGAAAUAAAAAAAUUGACUAAUGUUAAUUCAUUAUAAAA
Molecule: messenger RNA, 1125 nt
Organism: Ctenocephalides felis (cat flea)
Lineage: Eukaryota; Metazoa; Arthropoda; Insecta; Siphonaptera; Pulicidae
Product: thioredoxin domain-containing protein
Exons: 6
Coding region: 108-1055 (315 amino acids)
Source: RefSeq, a predicted model, not a curated record